Cucurbita maxima (winter squash) is the source of this 1116-nucleotide messenger RNA. RefSeq lists its product as uncharacterized. The coding region runs from base 196 to 699 and encodes 167 amino acids. The record is from RefSeq and is a predicted model, not a curated record. Lineage: Eukaryota; Viridiplantae; Streptophyta; Magnoliopsida; Cucurbitales; Cucurbitaceae. The transcript has 2 exons.
UAAUUGAAGAAUUGUUGUAAUGACGACCCCACCCUUCUCUCUCACUCUUCGCCAAUAAUUGAAAUCCACCAUUCUUCUUCUUCUUCUUCUUCUUCUUCCUCUGCUCUCACUUUCAAUCCCCAUUGCUAAUCUACUUCAAAUUUCUCUCAAUUUCUCCACUAUUCAUCUUCGAUUUCUCCUUUUUCCUCCAUCGCCAUGCUCUUCCUCUUGUUCUUUUUCCUCUACUUCACCCCUUCAAUGGCGGCGGAGCCUCGUGUAGUCGUCACCUCUGAUUUGAAGUCCAUUUACGAUGUUCUUUCAGCUCACGGUCUACCCAAGGGUCUACUUCCCAAAGGUAUUAGGGAUUACGAAUUCCAUGAGGAGAGUGGGCGGUUCGUGGUGUUCUUGGAUCGGGAGUGUAAUGCGAUGUUCGAGAAUCAGCUGCAUUACGAGACCAAUGUUACGGGCACUUUGAGUUAUGGUCAGAUCGGUGCCUUGUCGGGGAUUUCGGCUCAGGAUCUCUUCUUGUGGUUUCCUGUUAAGGGCAUUCGCGUCGACAUUCCGAGCUCCGGUGUUAUUUAUUUUGACGUUGGUGUUGUUUUCAAGCAAUUCUCUCAGUCCCUCUUCGAAACCCCUCCCGAAUGCGUUUCGGCUUCCAAGAAUCAACACAGGAAAAUUGGGAACCAAUUUGUUGAGUCAGGUUCAGUGAAAGUGGCUUGAAAUUGCCACUGAAACAAAAGGGAAAAAGGCUCAAAGGAGGGAGGAAUCCUGCUAUUCAUUGUAUAUGUCAUCAAAGCAUAUAUAUUAUGGUUCUUUACACAUAUCAUUCAGAGCAGAGUCAGAGUCUGAGAAUUUCUGGUUUGUGUGAUGAAUUGGAAAGGAAGGAAGAAGGGGAAGAAGAAGCACAUUUGGUUCGUAGAAAUUUUUGUUUGGGGGGAGAUUGCAGCCAGGUAGGUGGAGUUCAGGUGAAAAAUCUACACAUUUCUAUUCAAUAAUCUUCAGAAAUUUUGGUGUAUUGUUGUGAAUAUUAUCAUUAUUGUUAUUAUUAGUGGCUGUAAUGAUUUUGUUUCUUUUUUUGUCUGAAAUGCAAGUUCUCUGCAAUAAACAUGUCAAGAAUAGAGUGUUUUCUUGGUUUUA